Molecule: messenger RNA, 2563 nt
Organism: Jatropha curcas
Lineage: Eukaryota; Viridiplantae; Streptophyta; Magnoliopsida; Malpighiales; Euphorbiaceae
Source: RefSeq, a predicted model, not a curated record
CAGUUCAGUAAUUGACCUGCAUUCACUUUUCGUGUUUCUCUCUCUUAACUGGAAAAUGAAAAGAAGAGAGGGUUUUAUCUCCGAAAGAAUAAGAACCAGAUUGUAACGGGGUAGAAUGCCGCAUUCCCCGCAAAAUCCUUCUCAAAAUUCCCAAGUUCAAUUAUUAAAAAUCCUUUGUUCUCCUGAUCCAAGGUCAUCCCUCCUCCACUGCUCUCUUUCUUCAUCUAUACUCAAACGCUCGCGGGAAUAUUACCUACAUUGCUGUGCACAGACCAAAACGUCUUCGUUUUCGCUUGCACCAAAUCCGGGAAAUUUAUGACUCACAGUCACAGGCUACUGAAUGCGAUAGUUUUUGAUCGACGAAUUGAGGAAUUGAAGCUGGGACGAGUUGAUAUCGGUAGCAGUUACCUGUUAGUCUAAAUUUUGAAGCUGGAUUCGAUUUAGCGGGUGUUUGUGGUUUAUUGUUAUUUUCGGAAGUGUGUUUUGACUUUCAACGACGGAAAUUCAUUUGGGUUGGAAAUUUUAGUUAACUUCAUACAGAUUUUCAAAUUCCAUGUUUCGCAAUUCCUCGUAGAACAUACCUGAUUUGGAAAGCCAUGACUUUGGAUUCACCAAAGGUUCCUGGAUUGGCCGCAUUACCGCGGUCGCUUUCUUCCAUGGCAGUCUCAGUGGGAGGCCUUGCCGUUUUCUUGGUUCUUGCUUCUUUGCUCCUGGUGUCUUACCCCAUAGGUUCCACCGUCCAUGAGUAUUUUUAUGGCAUUAAUAACUCAAAAUUGGUUUCCCCUGUCAUUUCUGGUAACGAAACCAACAGUGAUCAUAGACUGGAUAGUAAUGCAGAUUUGAUUAAUAGGACUUCCCAAUCUGGAUCUAGUUUAGAAGAACCCAUUAGUUCUAGUGGUGUUAAUGAUACUGUAGAUGUCAUUGAUGAGAAGUCUUUGCAACCGGAUCCUAAUCAACAAGUUACAACUGCUGAUGCGAGACAAGAAGAAGGAACCCAGGAAAAGGGCAGUUCAGUUUCUGUGUCUGAUAAUGCCGGUAGGGCAAUAGAGGAUACGGGCCCUGCUACUUCUGUUCCAGAUUCCAACUCAGAGCCUCAGUCAGUUACAUCUGCUGCCAGCAAUGCAACCCAGAUCCAUUCAGCUGAUUCAGGUUGUGACCUGUAUCAUGGAAGUUGGUUCUUUGAUUCGGUGGGGCCACUAUAUACAAACAACACAUGUCCUGUCCUGACACAGAUGCAGAACUGCCAGGGGAAUGGAAGACCUGACAAGGAGUACGAAAAUUGGCGUUGGAAACCCACUCAGUGUGAACUUCCGCGAUUUGAGGCAAAGAAAUUUUUGGAAUUGAUGAGAGGGAAGACCUUAGCUUUCAUUGGCGACUCUGUUGCUCGAAACCAGAUGGAAUCAAUGCUGUGCCUUCUGUGGCAGGUAGAAGUUCCAAAAAACCGGGGGAACAGAAGAAUGCAACGAUAUUUUUUCAGGUCAACCUCAACUAUGAUUGUCCGUAUAUGGUCCUCUUGGCUUGUUCACAAAACAUCAGAAGCUUUUGAUUUUGCUCCAGAAGGUAUAGUCAAGCUCCACCUGGAUGCUCCUGAUGAGGAUUUCAUGGAAUACAUCCCAGGUUUUGAUGUGAUUGUUCUUUCUUCUGGCCAUUGGUUUGCCAAGCAAUCUGUCUAUGUCUUGAAAAAUGAGAUUGUGGGAGGGCAGCUGUGGUGGCCAGACAAGUCUCGUCCAAUGAAGAUCAAUAAUAUUGAAGCAUUUGGGAUAUCUACAGAGACAAUUCUCAGCUCCAUUGUUACCCAUCCAAAUUUCACUGGGUUAGCCAUUGUGCGUUCCUAUUCACCUGAUCAUUAUGAAGGUGGGGCCUGGAACACUGGGGGAUCAUGCACUGGAAAGGUAAAACCUCUUGCACCAGGAGAAUUGGUGGAAAAUGGAUUUACAGAAAUAAUGCACAAAAAACAGGUAACAGGUUUUGAAUGUGCAAUUAAGAAGAUGACAAAUAAAUCAAAGUUGAGGUUGAUGGAUAUCACUGAAGCCUUUGGUUAUCGCCAUGAUGGGCAUCCUGGUCCAUACAGAAGCCCUGACCCAAAUAAAAUUACAAAACGUGGACCAGAUGGAAGUCCCCCACCACAGGAUUGCUUACACUGGUGCAUGCCAGGUCCUGUCGAUACCUGGAAUGAACUUGUGCUUGAGCUAAUAAGGAGAGAGUAUGAGGGCAACCAAAGCACUUUGUCAUGAGAUUGUUGCUUUUCUGUUGCCAGACAGGCUGUAUACUUGUGGUUCUGUAACUGGUAAGGUAACUUGUGCAGUGAGAUUCAAUUCAUUAUAGUGUAAGGGACAAGCUUAGUCGUUUAUAUGUUUUCAAAUUCUUUUAGAAUGAGAGAUCACUUGUACCGGAUUGGAGAUUCAUCAGAAUAUGGUGUAUUAGAAAUUUAUAGGGCACCCAUUUUGAAUUUGGGAUGAAAAUAGAUAUUUACUUGUAGAGAAAAUUGAGAGCUAUUUGUUCAAUAGUGCUGUUACACGGUGCAGAAUAACUAAAAGCUUUCUUGAGUUCUGAGUUUUCCCUA